AUGUCGAAUUAUCAAGAUGAGCCUUUAAAGCCUUCUCGAUAUGCAUUCAUUCGUUGGUUUGGGUUUGAUCAGUUUAUUCCAGAGCAAGCAGUUACUUCCUACUGGGUAUCUGCAAAAGUAUUUUUUACAAUUCGUUUUGUGUGUGCCCUUUAUUCAACGAUUGUCUUUUGGACGUCUUUGGGAAAUUCUAUCAGUAACGGUGAAGGUCAAAAAUUCUUCACAGCAUUCACAAAUUUGACCUUUGUAGGACUUCAUUCUUAUCUUGUGUACCGUAGUGACAAACAAGUACGAAAAUAUGAUAGAAGCAAUGAAGAUCGACAGACAUGCGUUGCUCACUAUUUCUUUUUUCCUUCUUUUAUGCUCAGCAUAGUAACACCAGUUGUAUUCUGGUCAUUGUUGGCAAGGGGUGCAACAACUGCUGGUAGAAUGAGCACUUGGUUGAAUGUGUCAGUACACGGUGUAUCAUUUUUCUUGAUGUUGUUUGAUGUUAUAUUUAAUCGGAUGAAAUUACCGAUACGCUUGAUCGUAUUUGUUCUUUUGACUGUAUUAUUUUACAUGUUUCUAACGUUCAUCAUUCAUGCCACUGCUGGAUUUUGGGUAUACCCUUUCUUGGAUUGGCAACAAGGACCUAAAGCGGCGAUUUGGUACUUUGUGGUAGCCAUUGUUGUUGUUGUGUCUUUCUUUAUUAUGAAAAUAGUCCAUUCAAUACGUGACUAUAUUGCUUUGAAGACCGGUAAAAUAGAUGUCGUUACAUCUCCAGACGCUACAGAGAAAGUGCAGGAUAAUACUAACAUCAUAAUUCAUGAAAACACACAAAAAUCGAAUACCAAUUAUGUUUAA
This is a messenger RNA of Mycotypha africana, 840 nucleotides long. RefSeq lists its product as uncharacterized. Lineage: Eukaryota; Fungi; Mucoromycota; Mucoromycetes; Mucorales; Mycotyphaceae. The coding region runs from base 1 to 840 and encodes 279 amino acids. The transcript is spliced from 4 exons. Gene Ontology annotation, cellular component: membrane. The record is from RefSeq and is a predicted model, not a curated record.